Conger conger (European conger) is the source of this 6812-nucleotide messenger RNA. RefSeq names its product nucleoporin 188 (gene nup188). Gene Ontology annotation, molecular function: structural constituent of nuclear pore. The transcript has 44 exons. The record is from RefSeq and is a predicted model, not a curated record. Gene Ontology annotation, cellular component: nuclear pore inner ring. Lineage: Eukaryota; Metazoa; Chordata; Actinopteri; Anguilliformes; Congridae. Bases 57 to 5291 code for a protein of 1744 amino acids. Gene Ontology annotation, biological process: RNA export from nucleus; protein import into nucleus.
UGGAUUGGUCAGAUGACGAAGGUGCGCGCUUUGACGGGUCACGUGGAGGGGGAAAGAUGGCGGCCUCGGAGAUGUGUGGAAGGAGCAGUCGAGAGCUAUGGACCAUCCUGCUGGGAAGAUCCGCAUUGAGAGAACCGGCCCAAAUCGAAGCGGAACUGGACAGAAAUUGGGAGCGCUUGCACCUGGGAUUGUGCUACUAUAAAACACCCAGUCCAUCAUCGGCUGACAAGUUGAAGGCUGAUAAGAAUGUUACUCAACCAAUGAAAGACUUUGGCCUGAGAAUCAGUAAGCUCCUGGGUCUGGAUGAACAGCAGAGCGUGCAGAUACUGGAAUGUUACUUGCAGGAGGAUUACAGAGGAACUCGCAACACCAUGAAGUCUGUCCUGCAGGAUGAAAGGCAGAGCCAGGCCCUGCUGUUGAAGAUCGCUGACUAUUACUAUGAGGAGCGGAUCUGUCUGUUACGCUGUGUGCUCCUGCUUCUGACCUUCUUCCAGGACGAGAGGCAUCCGUUCAGGGCGGAGUACUCCAACUGUGUGAGCAAGCUGGAGAAGGACCUGGUGAUCAAGUACCAGCAGCAGUUUGAGACCCUGUUCAAAGCGGAGGCACCGACAUGGGAGAGCCAUGGAAACCUCAUGACGGAGAGGCAGGCGUCUCGCUGGUUCCUGCAGUGUCUUCGGGAGCAGUCUCUCCUUUUGGAAAUCCUCUUCCUGUACUACGCCUACUUCGAGAUGGCGCCCACAGACCUGCUCUCCUUCACUAAGAUCUUCAAGGAGCAAGGGUUUGGACAAAGGCAGACAAACCGGCAUCUGGUAGACAAGAGCAUGGAUGUGUUGGUUGAUCGGAUCGGGUACCUGAGCUCUCUGAUCCUGGUCGAGGGAAUGGACAUAGACUUCCUGCACAAGUGUGCCCUCGAGGAUCGCACAGAGCAGCACCAGUUUUCAAAUUGUCCUGACAUCUGCAAAGAGAUGGACCAAAUUCUGCUCAAUUUCGGGGACAUCCCCCACCACGCCCCGGUUCUGCUGGCCUGGGUUCUGCUGCGGCACACGCUCAACCCGGACGAGUCCAGUCCGGUAGUCCGUCGGAUCGGCAACACCGCCCUGCAGCUGGCCGUGUUCCAGUACCUGACCACCAUGCUGCAGGCUCUGGGGGGCAGCGCCAACAAUUGCACAGCCAGCACCGCACGCAUGUGUAUCUACGGCCUCAUCUCCUUCGUCAUCACCUCCUUUGAAGAGGACACUCUUGGAAGCCAGCAGCACCUGAUCAAUGUGGCCUGUGAGGUCCUGUCUGCUCCUAACCUGGCUGAGCUCUUCUGGGAGACGAAGCCCAACGCGGGAUUGGGAAUGAUCCUGGACAGCGCUCUCGGGAUUUUCCCUCACAAGAUCGGACCGCUCCUCCAGCUGCUGACCGCCCUGCUGUCCGACAAGCCCACCGCCAAGAAGGUCUACAGCUUUCUGGACAAGAUGUGCUUCUACACGGAGGUGUACAAGCACAAGCCCAAUGACAUCCUCUCCCGGGAGGAUGAGACUCUGUGGCGGAGACAGACACCCAAGCUCCUCUACCCUCUUGGUCUGGGCCAGACCAACCUGCGCAUGCCGCAGGGCUCCUUCGGCCAGGUGGUCCCGGGGGAUCAGGGCUACAUGGUGCGCUGGGACUACUCCUACAGCUCCUGGACGCUGUUCACCUGCGAGAUCGAGAUGCUGCUGCACGUGGUCUCCACCGCAGACGUGAUCCUGCACUGUGAGAGGGUGAAGCCCAUCCUGGACCUGGUGCACAAGGUGAUCAGCACAGACUGGACCGUGUCUGACUGUCUCCUGCCGAUCACCUCCCGCAUCUACAUGCUGCUGCAGAGGCUGACAUCGGUGAUAAACCCCCCUGUAGAUGUGAUAGCCUCCUGUGUGAACUGCCUGACAGUGCUGGCAGCUCGGAUGCCAGGGAAGGUUUGGUCCAGCUUACACCACACCGGAUUCCUUCCGUUCGCCUCCACCCCCCUCACCAACAUAGCGCAGUCCGUCAGUGCUGAGGGUAUGAAGGCCGGUAACUAUGGCAACCUACUGGUGCUGAUCGAGCAGCCUCGGGGAGAGUACGCAGUGACCAUCGCCUUCCUGCGCCUCGUCACCACCCUCGUCAAGGGCCAGCUGGGCAGCACCCAGAACAAGGGCCUGGUCCCCUGUGUGCUGCUGGUCCUGAAGGAGAUGCUCCCCACCUACCACAAGUGGCGCUACAACACCUACGGAGUGAGAGAGAGGAUCGGCUGUCUGAUCCUGGAGCUCAUUCAUGCCAUCCUCAACCUGAGCCCUGAGGGAGAGUCAGAGGGCAGCACCCCCAGCCUGCAGUCCCUCUGCAUCUACAGCCUGGCCAACACCGACGCAGGGCAGGCUGUGGUCAACAUCAUGGGAAUCGGGGUGGACACCAUCGAUGUGGUGCUGGCAGCCCAGCCCAGCAGCGGUGGUUCUGAGGGUCCAGGUCAGAUCCUCAUCCAGACGGUGAAGCUGGCCUUCUCCGUCACCAACAACGUGAUCCGGCUGAAGCCUCUGUCUGACGUGGUGUCUCCCCUGGAGCAGGCACUGACACAGCACGGUGGCCAUGGAAACAACCUGAUUGCAGUCCUGGCGAAGUACAUCUACCACAAACACGACCCGGCCCUGCCCAGACUCGCCAUACAGCUCCUGAAGAGGCUCGCCACGGUGGCCCCCAUGUCGGUGUACGCGUGCCUGGGCGGUGACGCAGCGGCGAUCCGAGACGCCUUCCUGAUCCGGCUGCAGAGCAAGACCGAGGACGUGCGCAUCAAGGUCAUGACCCUGGAGUUCCUCACCGUCGCCGUGGAGACGCAGCCGGGCCUCAUCGAGCUUUUCCUCAACCUGGAAGUGAAGGACGGGCCGGAGGGGUCGAAGGAGUUCCUGCUGGGCGAGUGGAGCUGUCUGCAGGUGGUGCUGGACCUGAUCGACUCCAGGCAGCAGGGCAAGUACUGGUGCCCCCCGCUGCUGCACCGGGCUGCUGUGGCCUUCCUGCACGCGCUGUGGCAGGACCGGAGAGAGAGUGCCAUCUCAGUGCUGCGCACCAAAGAGAAGUUUUGGGAGAAUCUGACAACGACCCUCUUUGGGACUCUUCCCCCUCCUUCAGACACAACAGAGCCUUGCGUUCUUGAAACAUGUGCCUUUGUCAUGAAGAUCAUUGGUCUGGAAAUCUACUACGUGGUCAGUGGCUCUCUGGAGCAGUCUCUGAAGGACACACUGAAGAAGUUCUCAGUGGGGAAGCGUUAUGAGUACUGGUCCCAGUACGUGAGAUCGCUGGUGUGCCACAUGGCGGAGACGGAGGAGGAUGGCGUGAGAUCUUUCUCUGAGUGUCAGAUGCUCAUCUCCGCCUGGAGGAUGCUACUCAUCCUCUCCACCAGCCAUUCUGACGUGAUGCAGCUGACAGAUGACGCCACCCGACUGAAGCUCUUUAUGGAAGUGCUGGAUGGAACCAAAGCUGCUCUGCUGGUGCCCAUGUCGGUGCAUUGCCUACGCCUGGGCUCCAUGAUGGCCACCCUGCUGCUCAUCCUGCUCAAACACUGGAAGAGCGUGGUGGCGUCAGCCCCUGAUGUGCUCCUGCCCCUGUCUCUGAUCCUGGAGAGCAUCGUGCAGGCGGACCAGCAGCUGAUGGAGAGGACCAAGGCCAAAGUGUUCUCCGCCCUCAUCUCUGUGCUGCAGAUACAGGGCCUCAGCGGCGGGGAGAUUUCCCAGCUGCCCCAGCUCCUGCUGUGCGUGUGCGAGACGGUGCAGGACGAGGCGCUGGCGCUGAUGGACAGCACGCGUCACACGGCCCUGGCAGGGGACGUCCCGGAGGACAAGGACAGCAUGGAGACGGACGCUGCGCCCCGGAGCCUGCACCAGGACCAGAGAGACGGGGUGUGUGUGUUGGCGCUGCACCUGGCGAAGGAGCUGUGCAGGGUGGAUGAGGACGGUGAGCACUGGCCUCUGGUGCUGCGGAAGCUUCCAGUCCUGCCCUCCCUGCUGAGCGCCCUGGAGCUCAGCCUGAGAGUGAAACAGAACCUGUACUUCACUGAGGCCACGCUACACCUGCUGCUCACACUCGCCCGCACCCCACAGGGUGCGGUGGCAGUGGCCGGGGCCGGGGUGAUCCAGAGCAUCUGCCUCCCCCUGCUGAGUGUGUACGAGAUCCCCACCAACGGAGGAGUGCAGGGCUCCGGUUUCUCGCGGAAGUCCCAGGACACGCCGUCCUGGCCGGGGGUGUACCGGCUCUGCAUGUCCCUGAUGGAGAGCCUGCUGAAGACGCUGCGCUACGGCUUUGUGAACGAGGCGCUGGACUUCGUGGGGGUUCAUCAGGAGCGCAUCCUGCAGUGCUUGAACGCGGUGCGUACAGUGCAGAGUCUGGCGUGUCUGGAUGAAGCAGACCACACGGUGGGCUUCCUGCUGCAGCUGGCCAGCUUCUGUAAGGAGUGGCAGUUUCACCUGCCACAGCUACUGCAGGACGUUCAGGUGAACCUGUGUUACCUGUGCCAGACGUGUACAUACCUCCUGCACAGCAAGAAGAUGCUCCACCACUACCUCCAGGUGAAGAACGGGGAUGCGUUGCCCCCCGGACCCCUGUCCCGGGCCCAGCGGGGGCCCCACACCCCCUCCAAGCAGCCGGGCGGGGCGGGGGGUGGGGAGCGUGACGAGGCGGAGCAGAAGGCCCUGCUGGCCGUCCAGUGCAGUCUGCUGAAGAUCCUCAGCAAGACGCUGGCCACCCUGCAACACUUCACCCCCGACUGCUGCCAGAUCAUGCUGGACCAGUCCCUGGACCUGGCGGAGUACCGCAGUCUGUUUGUGCUCAGCUUCACCACGCCUGCCUUCGAGUCGGACGUCGCCCCUUCCUUCGGGACCCUCCUCGCCACCAUCAACGUGGCGCUCGGCAUGCUGGGAGAGAUUGAGAAGAAGAAAGAGCCGGCCUCCCUAAGUGUAGGGUCUCUGACCUCAUCCGAAGAAACCCAAGCCCUGAAAUCGCUGCUGGCGUUCACCAUGGAGAACUGCUUCUACGUGCUGAUCUCUCAGGCGGUGCGGUACCUGAAGGACCCCACGGUGCACCUGAGAGACAAGCAGAGGAUGAAGCAGGAACUCAGCUCAGAGCUGAGCACGCUUCUGUCCAGUCUGUCCCGGUACUUCCGCCGCGGGUCCCCCUCCUCCCCGGCCAGCGGACUGCUCCCCUCCCCCCAGAGCAAGCCUUCCACGCCGGGCUCCAAAGGAGGCCCCGAGGGCCAGGAGCCCUUCAUCCAGCUGGUGCAGGCCUUCGUCCGCCACGUCCAGAGAUAGGGGCGCCCCACCUCCCCCAACCCCCCUCCUCCCCUCCCCGUUCCGCUCAGGGCCCAGAGCAUUCUGGGUGGUCUCACCGGGACUCCGACAAACCUCGAUGCCGCCCGCCGGGUCUGCGACUCGCCUCCAGCGGGAAAUGUGGCGUGACUGGGAUCGUGAUGACAUCACGGGAGCGAUUCACGUCGACAGGAUCCCAAACCUCAUCACCACAGCAACACGGGCAAGGCCGCGAACGCAGGCCUUUCAGCACAGGCGAAAGACCCGUCACACAGGGUUAGCACUCUUUAACAUGCGACUAGAUGCGGUUUAUGGGCAGGCCUCCGAUUGUCAAAACGCUGCUGUCGGUUGACUUGAACAUCCUCUUGUGCCAUUGGUAUUAAUUUGAUUUAAAAAUCUGGUACCGAUUUAGCCUUCAGCAGCCGACAAAUUCAACAACUGAAUGUGCAAUAGUUUACAGGUUCAGUUACUCUUCCUUCCUUUCUGUUACCGCAGAAGGAGAUCACGUGCGAUUUGUUAUGCCUACCUUACUUGAAGUAACUUAGUGGCCUCUAAGGACAUGGAACCCUUUUAUAAAUGAAAAAUGUUCUCUUUGUAUUUGGGGUGUCUGGUUGACUUACAUUUAAGAUGGGGACGAAUGUUCAAACCAAAUGUAGCUGUGGUUGCGUGGUAUCCGUUGCAGUCUUGGGGUCUUUCAAUCAAGAGCAAAAAUGCUGGCAUUUAAGCACUAUACUUUUCUCAAAAUACACAUGUAUGUUGAAAAAAGUAUUUGCUGCUUCAAAUUUACAACAUGGCCAAAACACCUUUGUUGUUAAAGCUAGCCAGCUCUCCCCAGGUUUCCUGAAGGAAUAUAUAUUUUUAAAAAUAAAAGUAACCUAUUUUAGACCAAGCAUAUUGGAAAGAGUGAAUCUGAGUCAUUAAAUACUUUCAUUCUCAGGGCUUCUGACACGAUAUGUUUUGUAUUUGAUUAUUCUUGAAGGAAAUGUCUGUAGGGAACAACGGUGUAUUAGACAUAUGUGCCUAACUUUGUGCUUUCGCCCUCACAUUUGUCAGUCCUCUGCGCGUUUCAAAGAGCCGGUCUUAGGUUCUGCUCUGGUGAUUCAAUGACCCCUUCAUAACAGAAUGGUGCCAAUGGGAAGACCUGUCUGACCAAGUAUUUAUGAUUACCCGCGGAUAGAUUAUGAAGACGUGUAGUAAAAGCUAAAUGUGCAUGUUCUUCACACUUACGUUAGCUUAGAGAGUACGUAAUCAUUCUAUAUUAUUAUACCCUUCUGAAAUGACAGCUGUAGCGCUUUGGCCCAGAGUGUUGUUUCGGCUCUGCUCCUUUCGUUUUUAACCAUACUUUAAGCUUUGUGCCGUGUCUCAUCUACUCCAAUAUGCCAAGCCUUGCUUGUCUGUCUAUAUGCUCUUGUAAAUGUAUGGUCAAAAAAACAAUGUUGGAACUUAAAAAAAGAAAAGCCAAGAUUUGUAUGUUAACCUAUUUUUGUCUUGUUUAUACAAUAAAACAAUUUUUUUGUAGAAGAA